Diversispora eburnea is the source of this 822-nucleotide messenger RNA. The record is from the annotation of a GenBank genome assembly. Lineage: Eukaryota; Fungi; Glomeromycota; Glomeromycetes; Diversisporales; Diversisporaceae.
AUGAAUGAUGAAACUGUAAUAGAGUAUUUAGAACAAACGCGUGAUUUUCUUGAAAACGCAAUAAAUUUAUCUAAAAUAGAAGCUUACACACGACAAUUUUCUAAAGAAUCAAUAUUCGAUACAGACUUUUUUUUAACACAUUGUCAAGUUUUACCUAAUACUCAGGAAGACAAAGGCGCAAAGUGGCUAUUACCUCCGGACUGUAAUUUAAUUUGUUACAAAUCAACAGAAGAUGGAAACUGUUUAUUUAAUUCUGUAUCCUUGCUAAUAAUAGGAAAUGAAGAAAAGUCGAUGCAAUUACGCUUUGCAACAAUUAUUGAGUUAAUGAAAUACGCAAGACAUUAUUUGAACAUUCCAAUCUUUAAAAAAUCUAUAAUUUAUUCAGAUUUAGCUUUUCAAACUGCCGAGAAAUUUAAUGAUAAGGAGAAAGAAUUCGACAAACAAUUCGUAUUCAUUCAAGAAUUACAUUUAAUGUGUAAUAUCGGAAAUUGGUGUGGGAUGCCUGCAAUAUAUGGUUUAUCCUCGGUCCUGCAACACAAGAUUCGUUCAAUUUUCCCGCCAAUUAAACAAAAAUUAUUAAUUGACACAUAUAAUAAGUUAAUUUUACCACGGCAAGACUCCGAUAAUGGGUCACAACUGGAAACUAAUCGUAACUCACAAGAAAUUGAUUGCGAGUCACAGCAACAAAAUUCUGAUUAUGAACCCAUCAAUAUUCUUUGGACAAAUAUGUCCGUGACUAACAAACAAAAGGCAACCAAAUUCUUGAAAUCUAAUUUAAUUUGCACUAAUCAUUUUGUUCCCUGUCAUAAAGCUCAAACUUAA